AUGGUUAAAAAACUCCCAGAUGAUUGUCUCGAUCAGAUUUUUAGGUAUUUGGUUGAAAAUGCAUGUUCCUUAUAUUCUUGUUUAUUAGUAAAUAAACAAUGGGCAUCCGUCGCUAUUCCAAUAUUAUGGACUAAUCCUUGGAAAUAUGAAAACCCUUUUAAAGAUGAAGUUGAUGAAACUUUUUGGCCAUUAAUUAUCAAAACUGUUUAUUCUUGUUUCUCAUUUGAUACAAAAGAUUUACUUAGAAAAAAUGGUUUAGAUUUAAUAUUACAAGGUUGUGCAUCAGCUACGUUUGAUUAUGUUCGUUAUUGUCAACAUUUAUCACCGGAAAUUAUUGAUCAAUUAACUCAUGAAAGAACUUUUAAUGAACCACGUGAUCAUAGACCUUUUCGUGAUUAUUUAGUUGAACAAGAACUUUAUAAACUUUUUAUGUCACGAUCAUCUUUAAGACAUUUAGUUUUACCAAAGACUCCACUUUCUUAUUGUCCUGGAUUUGGUUUAUGUUUACAAAAAUUACGAGAACUCGUUUGUCGUUCAGAUCAUUCAGUUGAACUUUUUUAUGGAUUGGCUCAAACUUGUAAAAGUAUACAAGGAAUUAUAGUAGAUCCAUGUUUUGAUGAUAAUGCAGGUUUAGCUGCACUUAUUGAAUUUCAAACGAAUUUAAAAUAUUUAGAAAUACAUGCACCUGAAGCACGAGAAGUUGAAUGUACAUUAAUAGGACAAGCAAUUGUAACUCAAGCACAUACAUUAAUUUAUGUUCAUUUUCAAGGGUUUUUAUGUAUUCAUCCAUCAACACUUGGAUCUUUAUAUAAUUUAAAAACUUUAAAACUUUUUAUGUCGGGACAUAUUAAAAAUAUUCAAGAAUUUGCUUCAUCAACGUUUUCAAAACUUGAAAUUCUUGAUAUAUUUUGGGAUGAACAAACACCAUUUGAAAUUUUUACAAAAUUGAUUCAAAAUACUAAAGGAUCACUUAAACGUAUAUAUUGGAAUACAGAUUGUCCACCUAAAUAUUCUGAAGAUAUUAGAAAUUAUCUUAAUAUUCUUACUCAUAAUACAUUUUCAAAUCUUACAUUUGCAACAGUUUGGUGGACAGAAGAAGUUGAUCAAGAAUUUGAAAAAUUUUUAAAAACGUGUACAAAUUUACAAGCUCUUAAAAUUUGUUCAUUUCCAUUAGAUGGAAUUCCACAAUCUAUAACUAGAUUAUUACAAAUUUUAAUUAAACAUGCUCCUAAUAGUUUAAAUGUUUUAGAUAUUGAUGGAGAUUGGAUUUUAACACCUGAUCAUCUUCGAACAUUUUUUGAUUCAUGGAAAAAAAAACCACGAUUAUCUUUAUUCAUAUCACCAAAAAUUACUUUAUUAGAUGAUCAUAAAUGUUUGAUAAAUUUUUAUCGAAACAUUGGUGUUUUAAAACAUUUUCAAGGAGCGGAAUUUCUUGAUGAAGUUGAAUGUUUAAAGGACAUUUUCGAUUUAUGGUUACCUUCUUGA
Molecule: messenger RNA, 1485 nt
Organism: Cetraspora pellucida
Lineage: Eukaryota; Fungi; Glomeromycota; Glomeromycetes; Diversisporales; Gigasporaceae
Source: the annotation of a GenBank genome assembly